CAGUUUCUCCAUCUGUGUAUGCAGUACAAGUUCCUGCUCAUUUCACAACAUGUGUUUGUAUAAUCUUUGUUAACAUCUUCACUUUGCGUGCUUUGUACUGAAGGACAAGCCAUAGGGCACAUUAUCAAGGAAAUGAAUGCAACUUUCCUGCGUGAUGGCAGUCGGGGCUGGGACACUUGUUAGGCAUUUGUGUGCGUGGGGAUGGUUCCCGUUCGCUGCAUGAACCUGUGACCCAAAACAGUUGUCCCGGCUGGAAUGCGCAGGGCGGUGCAGGCGCUGCUGCCACCCACGGCUCGUGCGGGACAUUGCCCUGCGUGCAGGGGAAAGGUUGAGUCUGCUUUGCUGUCAGGUACCGCCUUCCAUGUGCAAGAUAACAUAUGAGGAGCUCAGUGUGCGACCCUUAAAGCAGACUGUAUCAGGGUGCUUUGAUCAGCCAGCCCUUUGCAUAGCAAUCUCUCAAUAGAUAAAGACCCAGACUUUGGCUGUAUUUUUCACAACUGCGUGAAUCGAGAAAUCUGAGCAGAUGCCUGUGCCACCGCCGCCACCACCACCUCCUCCUCCACCACCUCCACCACCUUCUGGAGGUCCCCCUCCACCACCACCUUCUGGAGGUCCCCCUCCACCACCACCACCACCACUGGCAAGCUCAGAGAUACCAAAAUUGCGAAAGGAAGACCAGAAAGCACGAAACGCACUCUUGGCUGAUAUCCAGCAGGGAACUCGCCUAAGGAAAGUGACCCAAAUCAACGACCGCAGCGCACCACAGAUUGAAAAACCCAAAGGAGCUAACAGAGAUGGAGGUAACCCAGCUGUUAAUAAAGGUGGCUCUCAGCAGCCUCUGGGAGGUUUAUUUGCUGGUGGCUUUCCUGUUCUCAGACCAGCAGGCCAGAGGGACAUGACAGGGAGGCCCGCUGGGCAGCUCUCCGGAGGCCGCGCCGCAUCCCCCAGAGCCUGCGCCCCGCCCAGCAGCGGCGCCGCCAAGGCGAGCAGCAGCCCCGAGGGCCCGAGGGCAGCUGUGCCCCCGGAGGGUCCCGGCUCCUCCCGAGCAGCAGCGGGAGCGGGCCCCGGCCGGCCCAGCCUGCCCGCGCCGCCUCCCCCGCCCCCCGCUGCCAGCAAGCCUUCCCUCACCUUCCCUCCUCCUCCCGCCGUGCCCCCUCCCAACGACCGCCCUGCCAAGGCGGGGGCCGCCGGCGCCGCUGCCCCGGCCCCGCUCCCUCCCGCUCAGGCCGACAGACCCGCCCAGCCUCAGGCAGGCGCCCCGCCGCCCCCUCCUCCUCCUCCGCUGCCCCCCGUGCCCCCCUGCGGGCACCCGGCCCGGGCGGCCGAGGCCCCCGCGGCCGCCGCUCCGGCCGAAGGAAGGGACUGUCCCCUGCCCCCGCCGCCGCCGCCGCCGCACGCCCAGCCCCCGGCCCCGAGCCGGCUCCCCUUUCCCCCCUCCCCGGCCUCCUGCGGCGCCGACGUGCCCCCUCCGCUGCCCCCCAAGUCUCCGCACUUGCUGUCGCAGUUCCAUAAGCCAAGCAACAUCCAGUCGCUGCCGCUGCCACCCACCCCCGGCCCCCCUCAGCCCGCAGCCGUGGGGGAGACCAGGAAGAAGAGACCCGGCCGAGGCGCAGGAACUGGUGCUGGGAAGCUGGUCACACCUCCACAGCCACCUGCAAGAUCCCCAACAACUGAACUUACAAGCAAGUCUGGAGUCUCAGCCUGGGCUACAGCUCAUGACCCCUACACACCACUUAAAAAUGGAAAUAUGCACAUCAUUGAUGACUUUGAAUCUAAAUUUACUUUCCAUUCUGUGGAAGAUUUCCCUCCACCUGAUGAAUUCAAACCAUUUCAGAAAACAUAUCCCAGCAAGAUACCCAGAGAUCCCUCUAAAAAUCCUCCAUUAAGAACACACGUGAGAUGAGAAGAGUCUUCUAAUGUUCUCUGGACUAGUGUUAAGAAAGAAGAUCAAGAUAAUAUAUAAGACAGCCCCUGUUGCAGUGAUAGAUUGUACUUGAGUCACAAGUACUGCAAUAUUAACAUUUCUAUAAACUGUAAACCAGUAUAAGUUAUACCUUUUUAACUGGCCUACAUACUAUAGGAAUGUUAGUACAGGCUUUUAAAUUACUGUAUAUAGGUGAAUAUUUUUUAAGCAAAGCAGCAUAAAGUUUAAAAUCUUUGUAGUGCUGAAACAAUUCUCAUUCUUAUUGUGCUGACAGUGUUGCCUCAGAAUGUUUUGUGCUACGUGCCUGUAGUUCUUUUUUCCCCUUCCAUCAUAAUUUCUGAAAAUUCUCCAGUUCUUAUUUAGAUAUUUUUUCAAUGAACUGUCAAACUAUUAUGUUAUCUUUAGUCUAUUUUUAUGUUUCCUCACUUCUAUUCUGCCUGGCCUCAGAUUGCAGCAGGAUGUCACUUUCAUGAAGAGAUGUGCCCACGAUCCUUUUCUCAUGAAGCAUGAAGAGGAGAUGCCAAGGAGCUGUGGCUGCUAAUGAGCAUACCUCCUAAUGAUUACAUAUCCUUAUAGGAUAGUGUCUGAAGAAGCCCAGCUGGGUAGGGGGGUCAUGGACUUGACAAAGAUGACAGAACCUUUCCAAAGCAGAGGUCCUCUGUUGUAAGCAAGAAAAAGAAAUGGUGUGUGUGAAUACAUGUGCUGUGAUGAGCAUACGUAAGGACACAUCCUGUCUUUUCCUGCUGGCACAGUGGGUAUUUAUCAUUUCUGCAAUAGACUGCCUUUACCCAGCAAUUACAAAGCCUUUGGAUGAGGGGUCCAAAACCUACAUUUUAGAGCUACUGCUGUUCGCUAGCAGUGAUGGUUCAUUGUCCAAAACACACUGCGUGGAACACUCAGCCCCCAAAGUGGUUGUUGUCUCAAACAGAGUUGGUUAGGAAAAGUAACAACCUAUCAGCAGACUACGUUGAACUACUGCUUUUAAUAUUCAGACCUUGGGUGAGGUUUUUGGAUCACAGGUGUUUAGAUCUGGUCCUAAGAUGUCUAUUUCUAGCAUUUAUUACCGUUAUUCUUGUGCAUUGGGAGGACACCAGGGAAGUGUCAGGGAAAUGAUCUUCCACUCUGCUCAGCACUAGUGAGGCCACAUCUGGUGUGUGGCCACAUGUGCUGUGUCCAGAUUCUGGGCUCCCCAGUGCAAAGAGGACAUGGCCAUGCUGAAGAGAGUCCUACAAAAGGCCACAAAGGUGAUGAAGGGACUGGAGCAUCUCUCCUAUGAGGAAAUGCUGAGAGAGCUGGGACUGAUUAGCCUAGAAAAGAGAAGGCGCAGAGGGGAUCUCUCCAAUAUAUAUAAAUAUUUGAAGGGAGGGUAUAAAGAUGGAACCAGACUCUUUUCAAUGAUACUCAGUGACAGAACCAGAGCAAACAGGCAACUGCAACACAAGCAGAGCUACCAGAACAUCAGGAAACACUUUUUGACUGUGUAGGUGACUGUGCCUUGGAACACGUUGCCCACAGACCUUGUAGAAUCUCAUUCCUUAAAGAUUCUCAAAAACCAUCUUUGGACUUUAUCCUCGGCAACUGGCACUAGGUGACCCUGCUUGGCCAGGGGUGUUGGAUCAGAUGACCUGUAGCCAUCCCUUUAAAUCCCAACCACCCUUUGAUUCCUCUUUUUACAGCUUUUCUGGGUUCCUAGACCUGGGUUACAACAACUCAAGGCACUGCUAUGGGCAGAAUGGCUGGAAAUCUGCCUGACACUAAAGGACCUGGGUGUGCUGGCUGACAGUGGCUAAACAUGCUGAACAGGGGCCAGUGUGUGCUCAGGUGGUCAAGAAGGCCAACAACAUCCUGGCUUGAGGUUCAGAAGGGACCUUAUUGCUCUCUGUAACCUGAAAGGAUACUGUACCAAUGUGGAGGUCAGUCAUUUCUCUCAAGUAACAAGGCACCAGACAAGAAGACAUGCCCUCAAGCUGUGCCAGGGGAGUUUUAGAUUUGAUAUUAGGAAAAACAUCUUCUCCAAAAAGGUUGUCAGGCAUUGGAACAGGCUCCUCAGGGAAGUGGUGAAGUCACCAUUUAAUACCUACAGGUAUUUAAAAGACUUGUAGAUAUGGCACUCAGGUGAUCCCUCAGGUUUUAGCUUUUACAUUUUUCAGAUUCUGUACUGCUUUAGCAUGUAGUUCUGAGCUUCAUAUUAGGGGAUAGCUCUCAUCAUAGAGUAGGUAGACAAAGGACCCUUGGUCCUGAGGACCAAGGACAACUGAUCCAAAUUCCAGGCCCAAGAGCGUAAACAAUGGUGGAAUGAAGAGAGAAAAACAAGGAUGGGACUUCAUAAUCUAAAGCUAUAAUUGGAUGAUUAACUCCAACAUGCUAAUGGAUCAGAACUUACAAAAGUGAGAGACCUCAUGACUAGUUGUUCAUUUUGUGACCCUUUUGGGUUCAUCUUGGGUGUAACCCUGGCUGGGCUCUUAUACUGCCCAAGGUGUGUCCAUUGAGGCCUUCUAAUAAUAAUUGCUUUAUUCUUUAACUCCCUCUAGUCUCUGUUCUAGGUCAGUCUUCACAAGGCAUCACAGGGACAUGGUUUAGUGGUGGACUUGGCAGUGCUGGGUUAACAGUUGGAUUAGAUGAUCUCAAGAGUUGUUUUCCAAUAUAAAUGUUUCCAUGAUUUACCAGUCUGAAAAAGAAUACUGCUGUUCCAGGGUAAGUCUGGUGCUAACAGCCAGGCUAUUACAGUUAUGGCAUCAAUUUUUAUAAUUGCCAUCAAUUCCCCUCAGUUAGAGGUGUAAUAAUGUUAUAGAUCACUGAUGAUCUUUCCCCAUGAUGUUGCCUUUGAACAAAACUUUUUAGAAAAGACAGAUAACUGCAUCUUUACAUCCCUAUUUUCUCUUUGUUGUUACAGCAGCUCAGUUAUACUGUAACUAUUCCAACACACAUGCACAUUCAUGGUGUGAGAUGGUGUAGGGGUAGGAAGCACUUCACCCACAAGACUCCAAGAAAGCAACAUUAGUCUUUUUCUAAUUUAUCAUAAUAACUUGCUGUACUUCAUGCGAAAAGAAAAAAAGUGGUGAUGCUUUGACCAAUAGUGUCACUUACUGUAGUUGCUUGAUAAAUAUGCAUGAAUGUAGUAACAAGCAGGGAUCUUCAUCUACAUUGCUUCUCAAACAACUGGAAAAGUUGAAUACUGUUUUUAAAACUAUUUUGUUAUAGUACUAUUAAAAGUGGCAUAUUGUUGGCUCUCAUUUAUUCUGAAAUGUGUGUACUACUCUGUAGUAAGUACCUUCCUAAGGAUUUAAAAACUAAUUCUAGACUACCUGCCAGCAGUUAUAUAAAGGAGAAGAAAAUUUUACUCCAUUUUUUAUUACAGUUUGUGUAUUUCAGAAAUAAACAACAUCUUUCAGGGAUGAAAUGAGAAA
This is a messenger RNA of Lonchura striata (white-rumped munia), 5331 nucleotides long. Lineage: Eukaryota; Metazoa; Chordata; Aves; Passeriformes; Estrildidae. The record is from RefSeq and is a predicted model, not a curated record.